AUGACUAGAUUUGCAAAACAUAAAAAAGAAAGAAAACCUGCUGGUGAGAAUGCAACACCAUGGGAAAAAUUAAAAGAAACAGUGACUGAAGAUGGUAAACGUAAAGAAGCAAAACGAUUAGAAAAGAAACGUAAACGUGAAUUAAAAAAGAUUUGUUUUCGAUGUCGACAAGCAGGACAUUCAAUGAAUGACUGUACAGCAGAAAUAUCUGAUGAACAAAAAAAGAAACGUGAAGUAAAAACUGGUAUUUGUUAUAAAUGUGGUUCAACAGAACAUCGAUUAAAUGCAUGUACAGUUAAAGGUGAUUCAUUUGCUUAUGCAACAUGUUUUAUAUGUGGUAAACAAGGUCAUUGGUCACGUUUAUGUCCAAAUAAUCCUAAUGGUUUAUAUCCAAAUGGUGGAUGUUGUAAUGAAUGUGGUUCUAUACAACAUUUCAAAAGAGAUUGCCCAACAUUAAUGAAAAAACAAGGAAUUGAUGAUCAAGAAUUACCUUGUCUUACUCCUACUACUCAUAAUAUCGAUGAUAAUGUCGAAGCUGUAAAAGAAAAACCUAUUAAAACAAAAAAAUCAUUAAAACGUUUAAAACUUGUUAAAUUUUAA
Molecule: messenger RNA, 600 nt
Organism: Adineta steineri
Lineage: Eukaryota; Metazoa; Rotifera; Eurotatoria; Adinetida; Adinetidae
Source: the annotation of a GenBank genome assembly